AUUUCUUUUGGUUUAAAGCAACAUUCCAGCUGCUGAAGCUCCGUUGACCUCCAGUGUUUUCCUGGCUCAGAUCCAAGAAACCUGGAUGCUUUUUGCCACUCUGAUGGUAAAUGAUGAGACAGGCAACCAUGGAUUUCAGCACUCCUUCUGUGUUUGAUCAGCAAAAAGGUGACUCAUCUGAGGAAGUUGACCUGACCAUGGUUUAUCAGGCAGCUUCUAAUGGGGAUGUCAAUGCUCUGACUUCAGUAAUUCGGGAAGACCCUUCUAUCCUAGAAUGCUGUGACAGUGAAGGAUGUACACCCUUGAUGCAUGCAGUUUCUGGACGUCAAGUGGACACAGUGAAGCUGUUGUUGAAGAUGGGGGCCAAUAUUAACAUGCAGGACGCUUAUGGCCGCACGAGUUUAUGCCUGGCAACAUAUCUGGGUUGGCUAGAAGGUUGUGUGAGUCUGCUCAGAAAUGGUGCCAAGCACAAUAUUCCCGAUAAAAAUGGCCGUCUGCCACUGCACGCUGCCACGGCUGAGCCUGAUGUGAGGCUCCUAACAGUCUUGGUGCAACAGUCAAAUCUCAGCGAGAUUAAUCACCAGGACAAUGAGGGAAUGACACCACUUCACUGGGCAGCUUUCCACAACCGGCCUCAACAUACCCAAGUGCUGCUGAAGAAGGGAGCAGACCCCACUCUUGUGGAUAAAGACUUUAAAACAGCUCUACACUGGGCAGUCCAGAGCGGAAAUAGAAUUUUGUGUUCCAUCAUCCUGAGCCACCACCAGGGCCCGUCCAUAAUCAACUACGACGACGAGAGUGGGAAGACGUGCGUGCACAUCGCCGCAGCAGCGGGCUUCAGUGACAUUAUUAACGAACUGGCGAGAGUGCCUGAGUGCAACCUCCAGGCUCUGGAUGUGGACGACAGGACACCGCUGCACUGGGCUGCAGCUGCAGGCAAGGCAGACUGUGUACAGUCACUGCUGGAGCUGGGCAUGGACAGCAACCUGCGAGACACCAAGGAGAGCACACCCCUGGCCUACGCCCUGUACUGCGGCCACGCGGCCUGUGUCCGACUCCUCUCCCAGGAGAGCAGAACAGAGCCUACUCGACCCCUUCCUUCCCAGAGCAGUAGACCCCAGAAGAAGGAGGGACGAUUCAGCAUGCUCAACCAAAUCUUCUGCAAAAACAAAAAAGAAGAGCAGAGAGCCUAUCAGAAGGAUCACAGCAGGGAUCGACAGAUGGGGGAGCACACCUCGGAAGUUGAUGACAUCAUCACCACCUUUGACAGCAUCGUAGAUACCAACUGCCAAGAAGGGCCAGGCAAUCAGGUGGCUAUGAUUGACUUUAAGAAGCAGACCUCAGAGAAUUCAAAAUAUCUCUUGCCAGAAAAGAAGCCUCUGGGCCCCAAGGGGCUUCCACCAAUCAGAACACAGAGUCUCCCACCCAUCACCCUGGGCAAUCACUUCCUGACAGCUUCCCAGGGGGCCACUUCCCAUGCUGGCCUGAGCUCUGGUAGUCAUCAUAUGGCCCAGCGAUCUCAGAAAAGCCGGAGUGAGCAGGACUUACUGCAUAACAGAACUGGUUGCCAGGUUUUGCUAGAUAACCCCUGGAAAGGUGAUUCUAACCAGGUGUUCUGUAAGGCCGGGACUGUGCCUUCUUCUGAUAAGCGGCUGGACAGAUUGCUCACCAGUGGCUCUGGUCACCAGGAGGUCCUUGGGCUGCCACAUCUUCCUCAUCUACAUAAUCCUUCAUCAGGACAAAAUUUUCAGCAUCUUUCCCCAAAGAGACCCCAAAUCAGGGAUCUUCCUUUCACCCGGAACAACCUAGCUCCUCUACCAGACCAAAAAUUUCUAUCUGGAGACUCUCUGAGGACAAACCGAGUACUGCCUGCUAUUCCAAGCCAACGGGGACACGGCAUACCAGCCAAAGAAAGUGAAAACUUUGCCAAUCCCACCAAUGAUGAGAAUUAGCUGUGGUUCACUGACUGUAAAAAUAGAGAUUAUAUAUAUUUUCAACUGUCAAGGGAUGAGAUUACUCUAGUUUGUGAGAGCAAAGACUGAUUUAGUAAAUUACAUUCUAGAAGCCAUUCACAAUUUUACAACUCCUUCUUCCAAUAACAUUUCCCAAAUAAGCACUUGGAAUCUUUGAUUGCAUAUAUAUUUUAACUCUGUGAGUUGCUCUGACCUCUACAUGCCAAAACUAGAAGUCCGCAUAUGUUAUCAGCAGGGAAACUUAGCUAUGUUUGGUUUGCAUUGUGAUAUCAGCAGAAAUUUUUUUUUCCUGAAUGAUUUUAUGUUUUAAAAAUGUAUGCUUUGCUGAAUAAAAAA
Suricata suricatta (meerkat) is the source of this 2309-nucleotide messenger RNA. RefSeq names its product ankyrin repeat domain 55 (gene ANKRD55). The record is from RefSeq and is a predicted model, not a curated record. The transcript is spliced from 12 exons. Gene Ontology annotation, molecular function: protein binding. Gene Ontology annotation, cellular component: cytoplasm; nucleus. Lineage: Eukaryota; Metazoa; Chordata; Mammalia; Carnivora; Herpestidae. The coding region runs from base 111 to 1952 and encodes 613 amino acids.